UUAAUCUUCGUUCUGAUCGUUCAGGAUGAAUUCAAUAGUUUGCUUCUGAGAACCAUAAAAUCAGCAGUUAAACAGCUCCUGACUGAAAAGAUAACCGACAUUAUGUGUCUGUGUUUAUGCAGUUAAACAUUUUUCAGGAUAUGGUCACAUUCGUUUCAAAACGUGCAUAGGGACUGUUAGUUAAAAUAUUUCUUUUUCGUAAAUCAGAAAGUAGCUUCGCGUUUAAAAAGCGAGUCAUAAGCGAAAUCUGACAUUAUUAAGGAUGGGUGAAACCGAUACUUCCAGCCAUAUGGUGGUGGACCUACAUAACAGCAGUGUAGGCUUCAGCAGCCUGUCGUCUGCACACCCUGACACAGGCAGCAGUGAGGUACACGUCCCUGUCUCACUAUUCUGGGGCCACACUACACCUGGUUUGAACAUAACUUCGAGCACCGGAGACACCGAUGAACUGAAUGAGCGCUACGCAAGCGCCAUUCUGCCAUUAACGAUCACCUUUGGGGUGUUUGCCGUAACAGGUGUCGCCGGCAACAUAAUUGUACUGAUCGUUUUCUCCCUUGGUCGCGCAUACCGGAACAACAAUUUCCGCGUGUUUGUCGUCUGCCUGGGUUUAAUUGACCUGCUUACCAGCGCUUUUCUGAUUCCUGCAGAAAUGGCCAAGCAUAGGAACUACUUUGGAUUUGAAAAUGUGGUCAUGUGUAAACUAAAAAAUAUGUUAAAUGUUUGGGCGGGUAGCGCGGCGGCGUUGUCAUUGCUGGUGAUUUCCGUGGACAGGUACCGGAAGGUGUGCCAGCCGUUCAAGCGGCAGAUCAGCCCUCGCCUGGCCCUGCGGCUCUGUGUGGUACUCUCCUUUCUCGUACCCAUAGUUCUCGCAGUGCCAGGCGUCAUUAUGAGCGGUAUCCGGCAAGCACAUAUGCUGAACGAGCGCGGACAAAACACGACGGUAUACAUAUGUUCUACAGAGGAAAAGUUCCAAAAACACCCAAUGAGAGUCAUAUAUAAAUAUACAUUCAUUACCCUUUUGCUAGGUGUUUCAAUAGCGUGCAUUGUUAUGUAUAUUUUGAUCGGAAAGCAAAUCUUCAGCCACUGGGGAUCUUUGCCUGUGUCUUUCCGGAAGGAUUCUAACAGAGAAUACAACUCCGAGUACUCCUCGGACACGUUUGGUAAUUUGAAAGUGGUGCCGCAAUCAACCAAUAAAUCAGCGAACAACGAAACCAGUAACCGGGUUAGCACGGAGACGAAAAGCUCCGACGUAGAUCCCUGUCCACCGAGCCCUAUCGUGUGUCCCGGCAGUGCUAAGACUGCCAGCGAAAGUCCGCGGAGAACCCGAGCUCAACUGGUCAAGCAAAGCACGUUAGACGAAGGCGACAAAGAGGCAAUGCAGAAGAAGUUCAUAAGGCAGCUGAGCAGCGUUAGUGCCUCAUCCGGCCGUAUUGUGGUCGUUAACAACGACACCAGCUCGUCUACCGCCUCACGACGUCGUACCAUGAGUCGACGAGCUUCUGGGUUCGGCCUUAAACGAUUUCCUUAUAAAACCCUCAUAUGGUUCGUCCUUACGCUGGUGUUCAUUGUUACCUACAUACUAUUCCUUGCCAUGGCAACCAAAGUGGACAACAUCACCAAGCUGUCGCCGUCCUCCUUUGCCCUUUUCGAGGCGUUCUUUCGGCUUUAUUUCCUGAACAACAUUAUCAACCCCCUUGUGUACGCAUUGCUAGACAAGAACUUUAGAAAGGCCUGUCGAACCAUCGGGCCGAGGCUUAAGUACACAUGGCGUGAAUGCUGGCAAUAGCUUGCGUACAGGUAUCCAUUCAUGAAGGACGAAUUGCGGGAACGCUGGCUAUAGCUUGCGUACAGGUAUCCAUUCAUGAAGGAUGAAUUGCGGGAACGCUGGCUAUAGCUUGCGUACACGCGUGCUUUCGUGAAAGAAAUAUGGUGAUUAUGAUGGCUAUAUCAUUCAUACAAGCACCGAGUAAUGAAGGAUGAACGGUGGGAGUAUAGACCAAACCUUGUGUGCAAGCAUCCUUUCAAAACGUGUGUUUAUUAUUUAUGUAAAAUACACAUUUUACCGGAUAAGUUUGUCAUAACAUACUUUUAUUUGUUGGACAAAUCAGCGAAAUAAAACAAUCGGAUAUGUAAAGUUUUCAGUUCAGAUACGGUACAUCACAUCGAUAAACGUGUUCAGAUUUAUCCGAUUUGAUAUUACAAAUAGUAAUUGACAUUGUUCAUGUAUAUAAUUUUGGAACAUCCGAGUACAAGAAGCGUUUAUAAUGUUUAUAUGAAUUUCACAUGUAACUUUUUUAUAUGCUUUUGGAAGUACACAACUGAAGCAAAAAUGCGACCAUCUUUGACAAAAAUGUUUAUACCAGACACGGAAUAUAACUGAAUAAUACUCUUACAACGAUAUAAGCAAUUUAUUAGAAACCUUAAACCAUAGCAGAAAAAUAACUGGGACGAGAAUGUUAUGUUUAGUAACAAAUGUUAUAGAUUCUUACACCAAUUUUGAGUUCAUUGUUGAACAGAGAUUUGAGUCCAUACUCUGUUGUAUAUUAGAGUAUUUACUGCUUUUGCUUUCUGUAAACCUAGUAAACGAAAAUAUGCAAACAUCGCUAAGUGUGUAAUUUUACAAUUUUAGAAAUACAUUUAUACCUGAUGUUAACAGAAGAAGACCAAAUCACCAUGGCGCCGCUCGUUCUGUUGUUCCUGGUGGUCGUGGUAGUGCCAGGAGCGAACGCUCAACCCUGGUUUAUGGGUGGAGGGCUCGAUGAUAUGCUAGCGAACAUUCACGGCAUGGCGGCGGGCUUACACAUGCAAGGCGCGGCCAUGAUGUCCCAGGGCAUGCGACACGCCCAAUUUGCUCGCCAGUACGGACCAGGGGGUCGGGAGUUCAGAACACCGGGCGGACGAGGAUAUGCCUACAACAGCCCGGACGGCUCGUUCAGCUCAUACUCUUUCUCGUCCGGCUCCCCCGGAAGUGGAUACAUGUUCCAUUCCGGACCAGGCGGAAGUUGGGAGCGCAGAUGGUAGAUGAGACUUUCUGCAAUAGGACGGACACUGGAUGGACAUUUGGACUAUUAUCCUUUUUUAACUGCAAAACAAAUGGAACUAAGAGAAUAAUUUAAAUUUGCGAAUCGAAUGAAUCUACAAAGUGGACUUUGCCUAUAUCUGCAUUCUUAUUUAACCAGAUUACACAUUGUGUGACGAAAGGAUGCCUUGACCAAAUAAAAAUUCAAUGUACUAUUCA
Messenger RNA from Dreissena polymorpha, 3238 nucleotides. Its product is annotated as alpha-2C adrenergic receptor-like. Gene Ontology annotation, biological process: neuropeptide signaling pathway. The coding region runs from base 263 to 1786 and encodes 507 amino acids. The record is from RefSeq and is a predicted model, not a curated record. The transcript is spliced from 4 exons. Gene Ontology annotation, cellular component: membrane. Lineage: Eukaryota; Metazoa; Mollusca; Bivalvia; Myida; Dreissenidae. Gene Ontology annotation, molecular function: neuropeptide receptor activity.